Molecule: messenger RNA, 2689 nt
Organism: Gadus macrocephalus (Pacific cod)
Lineage: Eukaryota; Metazoa; Chordata; Actinopteri; Gadiformes; Gadidae
Product: zona pellucida sperm-binding protein 1-like
Exons: 8
Coding region: 363-1937 (524 amino acids)
Biological process (GO): prevention of polyspermy; binding of sperm to zona pellucida
Cellular component (GO): egg coat
Molecular function (GO): acrosin binding; structural constituent of egg coat
Source: RefSeq, a predicted model, not a curated record
UCCUGUUCAAUGUGCACUUUAAAAAAUAAAUAUUUGCUGGCAAAUAAAGUUUACAGGUCAAACAGACCUUUAGGAGUUAGGGUCAUCAUGACCAAAAUGUGACCAUUGUCAAUAAACAUUGUCACGUCUUUCUAGUGAAGUGAUGUGGUAGGACAGUUAUUUUUUUUGCUACCCUUAAAACUGAUCUUGAUGCAAGCCAUCAAAGUCUGUUAGAGGGUGAUGUCAAGAAAAACAUUGCCCUAAAAAGUGGAGGUGACCUUGGGGGUUGGGUUUAUAAUAAGUCACAUAUAACCACAUAUAAAAGCAGUGGCCAGCCACAACAGGAGAGUAGUGGAUUCCUCUGAUCAGCCAGAUCAAAGGACAUGGUGGGACAUUCAAGUGUACCCUUAAGUGUGGCACUAGUGCUGCUGGGUUGCUAUGCUGGAAACUUGGUGGUAGCUCAGAAGGGUGCUCAGCACCCUCAGCCAUCCUGGCCGGCAUAUCCACCUCCACAAGACCAUCAGCCACCAAAGACACCAUCCUGGCCGGCACAUCCGCCUCCACAAGACCAUCAGCCACCAAAGACACCAUCCUGGCCGGCACAUCCGCCUCCACAAGACCAUCAGCCACCAAAGACACCAUCCUGGCCGGCACAUCCGCCUCAACAUGACUAUCAGCCACCAAAGACACCAUCCUGGCCGGCACAUCCGCCUCCACAGCACCAGCAGCCACCAAAGGCACCAGAAUAUCCAAAGCAACCACCCUGGCCAGCACACCGACCCCCAAUGAAGCACUCUCAGGUUGAGUUUGAUGCCGCUGGUAAAGGGCAACAUUUGCAGAAUCCAGGACAAGUAAUGUCUCCUAAUCCCCAAAGCUGUGAGGUGGACAUACCCCUGAGGGUUCCCUGCGGAGGGCCUGAAAUAUCACCCGCUGCUUGUAUGGAGAUCCAUUGCUGCUCUGACAUAAACGGAUGCUACUAUGGAAAAGCAGUGACCGUCCAGUGCACCAAGGAUGCCAGCUUCAUUGUAGUCGCUGCCCGGGAUGCCACUCUUCCCAACAUCGACCUGGAGUCCAUUUCUCUGAUGAGCUCAGAGCCUGAUUGCACUCAUGUUGACUUUAAUUCACUCUUUGCAAUCUACCACUUUCCUGUAACUUCCUGUGGCUCCGUUGUUAUGGAAGUCCAAGGAUCUAUAAUCUAUGAGAACAGGUUGUUUUCCACCUACGAAUUGGGUGUCGGACCCUUGGGAAGCAUCACCAGGGACAGCUACUAUGAAGUGCGCUUCCGGUGUAUAUACCGUGGGGUUUCUGUGGAAACACUGAUGACUCAAACAAUGAACCUGGCAGGGCCUGUAGCCAUAGCUCCUGUGAUUGGUCCCAUUCAAGUGGAGCUAAGAUUGGGAAAUGGAGUAUGCACGACGAAGGGCUGUCGUGCAGUGGAUGUUGCAUAUGACUCAUACUACGUGGAUUCAGACUAUCCUGUUACCAAAGUGUUGAGGGAUCCAGUUUAUAUAGAAGUGCGUCUCCUGAACAUGAUGGAUCCUAGGCUUAUUCUGACUCUGGGUCGCUGCUGGACCACCACCCAACUCAACCCACACAGCCUGCCCCAGUGGGACAUCCUCAUUGAAGGAUGUCCGAACCAGGGCGACCGUUACCUGUCCACUCUGAUUCCUAUCGGUCUUUCAUCUGGCCUGCCGUUCCCAAGUCACUACAAGCGUUUCAUUUUCCAGAUGUUUACCUUUGUGGAUCAGGACAUGAGCCCCCUUAAGGAGCAGGUUUAUAUCCAUUGCAGCACUGAAGUGUGCACACCUGGACAAGGCGAACAAUGUGAUUCCAGAUGUGGUGGCAGAAAAAAAAAGAGGGACGUUGCUGCGACCGCUGUGGCGAAGGAGCCCAGGAUGGUGAUGACCGUUGGGCCGCUGCUGAUGGGUCGGGUAGAGGAGGCCCAUCAGGUCCCAUAAUGAAUACGAGUGGUUUCAACGUUAAUAUUGUGCACAACCAUUAAUGUUUUAAAUUAUUCUUAUGCAUGAAAUUAAACCAGAUGGUUUAUCACACGAUUCAAAGUUUUGUAAUUUCUUCUGCACAAAGAACAUUUUUACUGCAAGAACGACAAAGCUCAUAGAGCUUUGUCGAUCACUCAUUGAAUCGUUCACUCAUUGAAUAGAUUAUCAAAAUCAAAUACAUUGUGACAGAGCUCGACACGUCUGUCAUUCUCCCAGCACGCUGACUCUGUAUACAAGAAAUCCCAGUAGCGCCUCCACCUGCUUAGGAAGCUCAGAGUUUUUAAUGUCAGCAAUGACAUUUUAACAGGGUUUACUGUUCACUCAUUGAAUCCAUACUUUCAGGAACUCAGCCUGGUACAACACCGUCACCAUCAAGCACAAAACAAAACUUGCCCGGAUAGUAAAUCAAGCCGGCAAAUAAUUUUCUUUCCCCAAGCCCCAACAGCCAAUACAAUCACACAGGACCCCACCCACCCCCUCCGCCAAUCCUUUGAGUUACUUCCAUCAGGUCGACGCUUGGCACGAAAAAACAUCAGCAAAAAAUCUUUUAUCCCCAUUGCCAUCACCACACUGAACAGUCACAAAUGGGCAACAUAUCGUACUCCAUUAAGUCAUCCCUUUGCACGGCUUGCAUUCUUUUGCAUUAAAUUAUUGUCAUUAUUUUGUCUUGUAGUAUGUAUUUAUUUUGUGUAAAUUGAACAUGCUCUGUC